Molecule: messenger RNA, 1887 nt
Organism: Talaromyces stipitatus ATCC 10500
Lineage: Eukaryota; Fungi; Ascomycota; Eurotiomycetes; Eurotiales; Trichocomaceae
Product: eukaryotic translation initiation factor 3 subunit EifCe, putative
Exons: 3
Coding region: 76-1434 (452 amino acids)
Biological process (GO): translational initiation
Cellular component (GO): eukaryotic translation initiation factor 3 complex; nucleus; cytoplasm
Molecular function (GO): translation initiation factor activity
Source: RefSeq, a predicted model, not a curated record
AACCUAUUUUUCAACCACCUCCCAUAUCAACCACCCCCGGUCUCUCGCCGCGAAAACUGCCAGAGUACCGCAAUCAUGGCAGACAACGCUCCCCCGUCUGCAGAGACGCUUCUCAAUGGCGCCGCUGCCCACCCUCCUAAGACCGCCGAGGAAAUCGCCAAAGAAUACGAUCUCCUCCCCAAGUUGAUACCUUACCUCGACCGCCACUUGGUUUUCCCUCUCCUCGAAUUCAUCAGCGGCCAGGAUGAUGAUAACCUCGAGCUUACCCGUUCCAAAUAUGAACUGCUCAAGCACACCAACAUGACGGAUUAUGUUGCCAACCUGUGGCAAGAGAUCAACAACUCAGACACAAUUCCCGAAGAGUUUGUGAGGAAACGAGAGGGCGUUCUUGCCAAGUUGCAGCAAUACCAAGAAGAUUCCGAAAAAAUCACCGAGCUUCUGCAAGAUGAUGCCGUUGUUGGAAACCUUCGGAGCGACAAGGUCGCCAACUUGAAGUUCUUGGAGGAACAGCAUGGUGUUACCGUGGAUAUGGUCAACACUUUGUUCGACUACGGCCGAUUUCAAUACAGCUGCGGUAGUUACGGAAAUGCAGCAGAGUUGCUCUAUCAGUUCCGCGUUUUGUCUACAGAUAACGACAAGGUCUCGUCCGCUACAUGGGGAAAAUUCGCUUGUGAGAUUUUGACCACCAACUGGGAAGCAGCCAUGGAAGAAGUUCAAAAAGUCAAGGAUUUGAUUGAGACUCGCUUGUUCAACAAUCCCCUCGGUCAACUACAACACCGGUCCUGGUUGAUUCACUGGUCUCUUUUCCCAUACUUCAACCACGAACCCGCCCGCGAUGUUCUUACUGACCUCUUCUUCUCGCCCGCUUACAUCAACACCAUCCAGACCAACUGCCCCUGGAUUCUCAGAUACUUGGCUGCCGCCGUUAUCACGAACCGUAGCCGCGCCCAUAAGAACACCAGCACGUACCAGAAACAACUGAAAGAUUUGAUCCGUGUUGUUCGACAGGAAGGUUACGAAUACUCAGAUCCCAUCACGGACUUUAUCAAGGCAUUGUAUGUAGAAUUCGACUUUGAGGAGGCUCAGAAGAAACUCGGAGAGGCGGAGGAGUUGCUGCGCUGUGAUUUCUUCUUGGUGUCAGCCGCAGAUGCCUUUGUCGACGCAGCUAGACAUUUGAUUUCUGAAAGCUACUGCAAAAUCCACCAGCGUAUUGAUAUCAAGGAUCUGUCAACCCGCCUAGGUUUAGGUCAAGAUGAAGGCGAAAAGUGGAUUGUCAAUCUUAUUCGCGACACCCGAGUCGAUGCAAAGAUUGACUACAAGGAGGGAACAGUCAUCAUGAACCAUCCUCCUCAAUCAGUUUACCAACAAGUCAUUGAGAGGACCAAGGGUGCUUUCUUCAGAACUCAAGUUUUGAGUGCGGCGGUUGCGAAAUAGGAUCAAAGUCUAGAACAGCAUGAUCCAAUGGUCCAUUAACGGUUGAUUCGGCCAAAAAAAAAAAACACAAGCUGCGGGGCUUCCAUUCAGGCAGGAGGCAGGCGUUCAGGUUGUCCCUUUUACGUUGUCUUGUAAAAUUCCCUUUCACUCAGUUCACAUUCCACACUUAUGACCUUCCCAAAGCCUUGCAUUUUUACCGAGGUGGAAAGUUUCGCACUGGACUCUUUGAGAAUGCGAUUUAUAUAGCGAUCUCGAAAAGUUGGGGGGAAGUACAACAUUUCUGUAUUCCUCUUUAAUGAUGAAAAUUCUUCUUCUUUCGAUGUUAGAGUGUUGUCCGAUUUUGAUUGCCCUGUUGCAAGCCAUGAAAUUGGAUUUUCGAGUGAUGAUGCAUUGACGGGGAUUAUGUAUGUCGACAUGGUUUUAUGAGAUGCACUAUAGACAUGUCAUGAAUAA